Molecule: messenger RNA, 2952 nt
Organism: Syngnathoides biaculeatus (alligator pipefish)
Lineage: Eukaryota; Metazoa; Chordata; Actinopteri; Syngnathiformes; Syngnathidae
Product: FYVE, RhoGEF and PH domain-containing protein 4-like
Exons: 15
Coding region: 16-2820 (934 amino acids)
Biological process (GO): filopodium assembly; cytoskeleton organization
Cellular component (GO): cytoplasm
Molecular function (GO): guanyl-nucleotide exchange factor activity; metal ion binding
Source: RefSeq, a predicted model, not a curated record
CGCCUCUCCCUGAUAAUGAACCCCGGCACCGUAGCCACGCCCCCAACCCCCACACAACCGAACGCCCGCUCUCGCUCCUCCAUCUUGGCCGAACUCGUUCGGACAGCAAGUGGACACAGUCGGGCCAUGUUUGACCUGAAGAAGAGGAACAGUUUGACGCUGAACAGCGGCGGCCGCGACGUGGACGAGUUCAGGCGCGUGGCGGUCCGACGGAGGGCGAAAGACACCGAGCCGGAGUCUCACACAGCGGUGAGCAGUGGCGUGUGCGGCUCGUACAGUUGCGGAGGUUCUUGCGGCAGGACCUGCCCAUCGGAUCCAGACGCUAAACCCGAUGAAGACCGAACCAGCCCAUCGAAGAGGAAGCCCUCAAAGCCGCAAGUUCCUCCAAAGCCCGCCCACCUGCAGACCCCGAUGAAGACUGAACCACCUUCUUCAUCUGGGCUCCCCUCGCGGUACUUGAACGUAGACAAGAGUCCAAUCCAAGUGACUUGCUGCCACACGUCACAGAAUCCAAACAAAGCGGGACUGAGUUUUCUCAACGAGGCACACGUAAGCCCCACCAGGCUUUCCCCUUCUCAGAAGAUCCCCAAGCUCAUGAGCAGUCCGACAUUGGGGUCUCCGAGUCCGGGCAAGAGAGUCAUCCGCAGCUGUAGCCCCUCGAGAAAGGGAGGCCACAGCCCGGCCAGGUUGUCUCCGAGAAACCGAAGCCCUCUCUUUGGACUACUGAAGCCCCCGAGCCCCGUUCAGGGGAAGAUCGGCAGCUAUACCCCAACGAAAAACUCUAAAUCCUGGCUGGGAUUACACAGGAUCCCCAGCGGGAAGAUGGACGGACAAGAAAAACAUGCGGGGAAGUCGCUGAGUGUGCCGGACCUGGUCGUCUACGCGGAUGAAAGCGCUCCAUCGAAUAAAGCUGCGGAUUCUUCCUCAAGCGCUCGACCCGUUAUCACCGUCAGACCACCAGUAGACAACCGGGUCAAUUGCACCGUGGAAGAAGUCACCCCAGGAGGCGAAGAGCGCCGCCUCAGACCAAACGACCCCAUCCGGGCUGAAAAAGGCUCCAAGGUCCGCGUGGGAUCCAAGUUCUCUUGCAGAUGGACAGAGGGCACUCGCGAGGCCCGACAGUGCAACGAGAACCUUGAGAAGGAGGAGGAGCUAAAGGAGGAGAACACGGAACAGAAGCUCUUCAAGAUAGUCCGUGAACUCCUGCAUACGGAGAGGGCCUACGUGGCCCGCCUCCACCUCUUGGACCAGGUGUUCUGCCUGCGUUUGACAGAAGAGGCCGGACGUGGCUCCUUUCCUGCCGAAGUGGUGCGAAACAUCUUCUCCAACAUCUCGUCCAUCUACUCCUUCCACAGCCAGUUCUUGCUACCCGACCUGGAGGACUGCAUCGGGCACUGGCACGAGUGUCCAGGUUUGGGCAAUGUCCUCCUGCAGCACGCCCCCUUCCUGAGGAUGUAUGCCGACUACGUUAGGAACUUCGACCAGGCCACGGAGUUGGUGAGGAUAUGGACGGAGCGCUCGUCCGCUUUCCGCAAUAUCGUCGAGGACAUCCAGAGUCAGGAAGUGUGCGCCAGCCUCAGUCUGCAGCAUCACAUGUUGGAGCCGGUCCAGAGAAUUCCUCGCUACGAGAUGCUACUCAGGGAUUAUGUCAAGAAAGUACCCCCGAAUAACCCAGACUACGAGUUUGCGCGGCAAUCCCUGCAGACAAUUUCCAUGGCUGCCAGCCACUCAAACAGUGCCAUCCACAAAGCUGAGAGCAUCAAGAGGUUGCUGGAGAUCUACGAGAUGGUGGGAGAGGAAGAAGUGGUGAACCCCACCAACGAAUUCCUCAAGGAGGGGCGUUUGCUGAAGCUGGCCGCCAGGAACGCGUCCGCCAUGGAGCGCCACCUCUUUCUGUUCAACAACUUCCUACUGUGCUGCACGCCCAAAUUCAGCCUGGUGGGCCAGCGCUUUACGGUGCGCAGCAGAAUAGGAGUUGACGGCAUGCAGGUGCAGCAGACUACCAAUGAGGACCAUCCAUACACCUUCCAGGUUUCGGGAAAGGAGAAAACCUUGGAGCUGCAGGCCAGCUCUGAUCUGGAUCGAGAUGAAUGGAUAAAGGUGAUCCAGGACGCCAUUGACGUGUUCCAGAAGAAAAACGAGACGUUCAAGUUGGCGUCGAAGGAGCUGAAUGCGGAGGAACCGGCGGGAGAGCUGGGGCGACGCGCCCCUCGCUGGAUCCGGGACAACGAGGUGAGCGUGUGCAUGAAGUGCCGGGAGCCCUUCAACGCGCUGACCCGGCGCCGACAUCACUGCCGGGCCUGCGGCUGCGUCGUGUGCUGGAAGUGCUCCGACAACAAGGCGGCGCUGGCGUACGACGGCAACAAGCUCAACAAGGUGUGCAAAUCCUGCUACUCCAUCCUGAUGGGACAGCGAGGAGGGAGGGGGGAAAGCACCAAGAGGCCAAAAUCAGAGUUGGAGUCUUUUCCAGCUUCCUGCCUGAUCAGCAGCUUCCUGCAAUAUGGCGACAAUCCCAAAACAUGGCAGCGGGUAUGGGCCGUCAUCCCCAAAACAGAACCUCCGGUCCUCUCGGUGUAUGCUGCUCGACAGGAUGCGAAGCCCCUCUCCUGCAUUCCUAUGCUGGGCUGCACAGUCGAGGAUCCCCCCCAGGACCCCCAAGGGCAAUUGCGCUUCAACUUGAGACAAUCCAAAAGCACGCACGUGUUCACCUGCGACCACGCUGACGUCAAACGGGCCUGGCUGGCCGCCCUCAAAGCGGCCGCGGCGCCCUCCGACGACGGCGCCAGCGAGUCCAGCGGAGAAGAAUUCGUUAGCAUUUAAAAGUGGGCAACAAUCAACUGGACUGGACAACUGCGUUUUUUUUCCUCACAAGCGCUGUCGCGACUUUAUUUCUGAAAUGACUUACAGUAAAAUAAAUAAAUAGUUUUAACACGAGCGGGAUUGUCCCUUGUA